Messenger RNA from Anopheles aquasalis, 1843 nucleotides. RefSeq names its product HemK methyltransferase 1 (gene HemK1). Gene Ontology annotation, cellular component: mitochondrion. NCBI's taxonomy places the organism in Eukaryota, Metazoa, Arthropoda, Insecta, Diptera, Culicidae. The record is from RefSeq and is a predicted model, not a curated record. Gene Ontology annotation, molecular function: nucleic acid binding; protein methyltransferase activity. Gene Ontology annotation, biological process: protein methylation.
CGCACGAUGUUGAUUUGGCCUUGAAUUUGUCUUAUCUGUUUGAAUCUGUUUUCAUCCGCGUUCUGCGAAACACCGUUUGCAACGGGAAAGUGCACCAUGAUCUUGUCGACAUCACGUGCUGCUGCCCGCUUGCGGUUAACGUUGUGCUCCAGCCGAUUGCCGGCCUCCUGCACCGGUAUCCGAGAACCGGGGUGCACCUUCAGCAGCAGCAGCAGCACCACCACCGGUGGAGGUGGUCCCGUUGCGGCGCAAUCCUCCUAUGCGACAACGGUCCGCGUAACACAGGAAAAGUGGCUACAACGGUUCCAAUCGGAAAACAUCCCCGAACCGGAAACGUCCAUCACCAACAUCAUAGCGCACGUGCUCGAACUAUCCGGACCGGGUGAUGUAGGCCAACACCAGAACUCGUCGCUCAGCGAGCAGCAGAUGAGCAGGAUCGAGGAGAUGUGCGAGUGCCGACUGGCCAGGAUGCCCCUGCAGUACAUUAUCCGGAAGUGGGAUUUCCGUGAUUUGACGCUCAAGAUGAUCCCCCCGGUAUUUAUUCCACGUCCGGAGACGGAGGAACUGGUUGAGCUGAUACUGCAGCAGAUGGAUAGCCAGAGGGAAACGUUCUUUCUCGAGAUUGGCUCGGGCAGUGGUGCGAUCAGUCUUUCGAUUUUAAAACACGCUCCAAAGUCCUCGGGCAUCGCGAUCGACCAGAGCCGGUUGGCGUGUGAGCUGACACGCGAGAAUGCUGCAGCGGUCGGGCUGGACAGUCGGUUGCGAAUUUUCAAACACAAACUGAUCAACGAUCUGCCGGAGACGCUGGCGGACAAGCGGUUCGACAUGAUCGUGAGCAACCCGCCCUACGUUCCUUCGGUGCUCCUGCCAACGCUCGAACCGGAGAUAAAAAUCUACGAAGAUUUACGCGCCCUCGACGGUGGCAACGAUGGACUGACUGUGAUAAAGGCAAUACUGCGGAUAGCUGCAAAGCACCUCACCAAAGACGGAGUACUGUGGCUCGAGGUGGACAGUUCCCAUCCACCGGUGAUCGAAAAGUUUCUCACGCAACACGGCGACACGAUGGGAUUACGCUUCGUCGCUUCGUACAAGGAUCUCUUUCAAAAGGAUCGUUUCGUUGAGAUCGUCAAAUGCUGCUAGACCAGCGCAAAUGUCGUGGUAUAUUUCCAGAUGAGAAUUCAAUACGAGUUUCACAGUUUGUGUGGCAGUAAGGGAAAAAGACGAACCGCCGGACGAGCGCCGUGUUUAAAGCAAACGUUUACGGCAUUCCUUUUCCCCGCAGUGACAGUAGAGUACCUUGCCGGCCACCGACCCGACAUCGUAGUUGUAGUUCCACGUUAACUCCGAGCCGGCCUUUAUCAAUUUCUGCGCAAAGAAGGCCACCCACGGGAACCGGGCAUCGUGCGUAUCGACGAACACGUUCUGCACAAACAGAUUAGGUACACAGGAGUGCUGAAAUGAACGAUGGGUUCAAACACAUGACAAGUUAGCAUAUUUUGGAAAAUUCGCUACGAUACUGUAGAGCAGCAUCUUAAAACCUACAUUAAAAUAGCGGCCCAGGUUGCCCGACUUUUUGGCGUCCAUGAUGUAGGUGGCUUCGUUCUCUCCAUAGUAUUCGCGAAGAGAUUUCCUUUUCUUAGCUUUACCCAGCGCCUCCGCACGCGACAUUUCCAUGUUGGGGGCGAAAUUGAUUGGUUCGCGCUCUGCAAACAACCGGGCAUCAAUAAUUAGUCCGUAGGAUUAAAAUAGCUUCAGUUAGUUUGCUUCAAAAGCAACUCAUUAGAUACAACCCCCCGUUGAAUCAUUGAAAAGAAAAAUCCCUGCGAUAAACGUACCUCCGGAA